AUGCCAGUUCUUUGUUUUAUUUGUAAUAUUAUAAUAUUGUGCGGGGAAGGGACACGUGUAUGUUCAAGCAUUACACCACACAGUUAUGUAUCAUACCCAGAAAAGAUUGGAGAACUUGUGGGAGAAGAAUUUGUUAUUAUUGUCACGGAUGCGGAUUACAUGUGCAUGAAAUGCACAUCCCUUCUCAUUAAUAUGGACAAGCUGGGAAAUAAAAUGAAACUUGCUAAAAAUGCAAUGUUAACCUUCUUACAUAAUAAAUACGGAAUAUUGCCUGCUGAUCAGCCUGAACAUUCCUCAAGUGCUGGUGGAAGUAAUGCACCAACUAAAAUAAGACAAGACCCUUCAAAUAUUAAAGAAAACAAAUGCCAUCUUUGUCCUUUCAAAUCUAAAGACCUUGGUGACUUUCGUAACCAUAUGAUGAGUUAUCAUACAGAAAAGAAAAAUAAUGAAAAACCAAAACAAACUGUGAUAAAAACAGUAACCCAGGAACAGAAACCGCAGCAGAAACAACAUAAAACCCACCAUCAGUUGAACAUCCAAACCCAACAUCAGGAACAAAAAAAAAAAAAUUAUGGAUAUCAAGAACAGACAACCGAAGUCACUUUGGAAGAAACAACAUCAGUAUUAAAACCAAACAAUAUACUAAAUUCUAUAGAGAAUCAACAGGUCGUGAUCACAAAUGAGGAUGAAAAUGAAAUCUGUGAAGUUUCUACACAAGUGACACAGGAUAUUCCUGAAAAUAUGUCUGGACAAACAGAAAUUUUGCUAGUUAACCAAGAAAUCCCUGAUGCAAACGUAGAUAUAGGUGACAUGGCAUUUGGAAGCAGUGAGACUGGAACAGACUAUAUUAACUUUGAAUCGCUGUUGACUUCCAUUCAUAAUGAUAUCGGCUCUCUCCAAAAUGAUGGCUUGAAUGCACAACAUUUUUAUAACUAA
Messenger RNA from Macrosiphum euphorbiae (potato aphid), 936 nucleotides. The record is from the annotation of a GenBank genome assembly. Lineage: Eukaryota; Metazoa; Arthropoda; Insecta; Hemiptera; Aphididae.